Molecule: messenger RNA, 1062 nt
Organism: Cuscuta campestris
Lineage: Eukaryota; Viridiplantae; Streptophyta; Magnoliopsida; Solanales; Convolvulaceae
Source: the annotation of a GenBank genome assembly
CGAAAGAAGAACAAAAUUAAAAUUUGUUUUGUGCUAGUGACUUGGGAGUUGGGAGUUGUGGUUCGAUGAUGCUAGGGUAACAAGUAGGGUCGCAAAAAAACACAAAUAACAAGAUGUUUUGGACUUUAGUAGCAUUGGGCCGCUGCCGCCGCCGGCAAUAGGACGGGUUCUGCCUCGGCACAUAGGGCAUGUCCGCUUCUUCCCCAACCAAGUCGUAAUGCACGCGGCAUGAAACUUGUGAGAGCACGGAGAGAGGGGCGUGAUCACGUGCCCGUCGGAGAACUCAUCGAGGCAGAUGGAGCAGGUUUCGCCGCCGCCGCUCUGGGUCUCUUUCGUCAGCAGAGAAAUCUCCACCUCCGACAUUCCGACGUUCUCCCCCACCAAUUCGGGAAGAGAAUUACCGUACUCUCCAUCCUCGUAGGGCGGCGGCGGCAGCAGAGAGGCAAGAAGCUGACCUUGAAGCGCAAAAUCCGGGAAUUCGUGAACCCAAAACUCUACCAAUAUGCAUACUCCGCAAGUCCCACGCGCCACCCGUGGAAAGACGUGCUCCGCCACCCGAGAAAUAAGAUGAACGGUGGAUUCCUGAUCCUGGCCAAGGUGCCCCGCGACUGCGCCAGCCAAGAAGAGGGAGGUGCUCCUCAGGGAGGAGAAGUGGCGCGUGGGGUCGAAGCGCACUGGACGGAGACCCUCAUGGUUGACUUGAAUGUAGAGAACUCCGUUUGUUGGGUUGCCUUCAGGAAAUUCGGCUCUUGAAGGAGUCCAGCCUUGCUUCUCUUCGGGUUGGAAUCAUCGAGAAAGGCCAUAUAGGAGACCGGAUUUCCAUCUUUUUUUAUACGAGUGAUAUACUUCUUCUUCCGUCCCAAAAAACACUUCUCAUUUCUAUUAAAAAGUCAUUUUUACCCCUUACUUUUUUAUACCCUACCUGUCACAUCAUACCUUUUUACUAAUAAUCUAUCCAUCAAAUCAUACUUUUACCCAUCACAUCAAAGGACAUUUUUAGAAAUUCAAUACCAAAAUAUACUCUCCUUAAAUCCCUCUUCAAAAUCAAAACUCCCAUGUUUU